GUGUUGCCGCCCCCUUUUGAAAAGAGUUGGUCAUUCACUCAUUUGUGUCUAAUAGUUUUCUACGCCAAAUAUGUGGUCGUCGUCUUCUGUAGCUCUCUCAAGAUUGUCCCGUCUCCGCAGGCACUUGGACUCAUCGAAUUCGCUCUCGGAUAACAAGGGCGUGGGAUUAAUCAAGGUUUCUCCGGAGGUUUCCGAAGCUUUGUCGAAUGGAAAAGCAGUUGUUGCCCUUGAAUCCACCAUCAUUUCCCAUGGGAUGCCGUAUCCACAAAAUCUCGAAACUGCUAAGGAGGUUGAGGCAAUUGUAAGGAAUAAUGGAGCUGUUCCUGCCACCAUUGCAAUCCUAGAUGGCAUACCAUGCGUAGGUUUGGGUUUAGAAGAGCUUGGGAGGCUUGCCAUCAUUGGAACCAAAGCUCAAAAGACAGCUCGAAGAGACAUUGCACAUGUUGUGGCCACAAGAGGAAAUGGUGCAACUACUGUAUCUGCAACCAUGCUUAUCGCUUCUAUGGUUGGUAUUUCAGUCUUUGUUACAGGAGGGAUUGGAGGAGUGCACAGACAUGGUGAACAUACGUUGGAUAUAUCUUCUGACCUUACCGAGCUUGGGAGGACACCCGUGGCAGUCAUUUCAGCUGGUGUAAAAUCAAUAUUAGAUAUUCCCAAGACACUAGAAUACUUGGAAACGCAAGGAGUUUGUGUUGCUGCUUACAAGACCAAUGAGUUUCCAGCAUUUUUCACAGAAACUAGUGGCUGUAAGGUGCCUUGUCGUGUAGACUCACCAGAAGACUGCGCUCGUCUUAUUGAUGCAAACACGGAACUUGGUCUGGGAACUGGGAUUUUAAUUGCAGUUCCAAUUCCAAGAGAACACUCCGCCUCUGGAAGCUUAAUUGAGUCUGCAAUACAAAGAGCCCUCAGAGAAGCUAGGGGCAAGAACAUUACAGGAAAUGCUGAAACUCCUUUCUUGCUUGCGAGAGUGAAUGAACUAACUGGAGGAGCUUCUCUUUCUUCAAACAUUGCACUGGUGAAGAAUAAUGCCCGUGUUGGUGCCGAAAUUGCUGUAGCACUUUCCCACCUUAGAGAAAAUUGUAACAAAGGCAAUUCGGACUCCAAAUUAUAGGCCCCAAUAUGCAUUGUCUGAAUCACGAAAAAUCCCAGUUCCGUGUUCUAAUUGGCUAAUUGAGAAUCGUGACGGGGCCAUUUUAUGCAUGUCUACUGCUCCACUCUCCUUUUCUACAUGUACUUUUCACGCGCGCAUCAAGACCGUUGAGAAGCUUCAUCCAUUGGCCGAAAUCAUUCAUGAUUUUAUUUUUAUUAUUUAUUUAUUUAGUUUGAAUUAAUUUAUGGCAUGAUUUUGUCUGUUUUAACACUUUUUUGCACCAAAUUUGUAAAAUACUGAAUAAU
Molecule: messenger RNA, 1395 nt
Organism: Morus notabilis
Lineage: Eukaryota; Viridiplantae; Streptophyta; Magnoliopsida; Rosales; Moraceae
Product: pseudouridine-5'-phosphate glycosidase
Exons: 13
Coding region: 71-1111 (346 amino acids)
Molecular function (GO): pseudouridylate synthase activity
Source: RefSeq, a predicted model, not a curated record